AUGCACAUUUACAUCACCGGAGGCAGCGGCCGCAACGGCUCCCUCGCCAUCGCCGCCGCCCUUGAGCGCGGCCACACCGUCACCGCCCUCGUCCGCCCUUCCUCCUCCUCCUCACUACCAGCCCGCGCCAACCUCACCGUCCUGCACGGCUCACCCCUCUCGCAGCGCGACGUCGCCCACGCCCUCGCCACCCCGCGCCGCGCCCACGCCGUGCUCUUCACGCUGAGCCUGCCGCGCACCGGCGACAGCCCGUUUGCGCCGCUCCGCCCCGACACCGCCCCCGACUUCCUCUCGCACGCAGCGCGCACCCUCCUCGCCGCGCUGCCCGCCGCCGAUGCACCCCCCAAGCUGGUCAUCAACUCGGCGCUCGGUGUCGGCGACUCGUGGCACGCCCUGGCCUGGCCGCUUCGCGUCCUGUUCAGCCACACUCCGAUGCGCUUCGGCGUGGCGGAUCACGCCGCGGUGGACGGACUGGUGCGGCGGGAGGCACGGGGCCGGUUCGUCUUGGCGCGCGCGGGCCGCUUGACGGAGCAAGGGGAAGAGGGCGCCGAAGGGGCGCUGCCGGUCAGGGUUCUGCCCGAGAAUGGCGAGGGCUUGCGUCUCAUGGAUGCGCUGACGAGGCAGAGUCUGGCGCGGUGGAUGGUUAUGGCCGCUGAGCAGGAUACGUGGGAUGGCACGUCGCCGGUGCUUGUCAACUAA
Messenger RNA from Cordyceps militaris CM01, 699 nucleotides. Its product is annotated as TrkA-N domain dehydrogenase, putative. The transcript has a single exon. NCBI's taxonomy places the organism in Eukaryota, Fungi, Ascomycota, Sordariomycetes, Hypocreales, Cordycipitaceae. The record is from RefSeq and is a predicted model, not a curated record. Bases 1 to 699 code for a protein of 232 amino acids.